AUUUUCAUAACACCCUUUUCAUUUUUCCUAGCCCAAAAAAAUUUUCCCACCUUUCUUUUACUUCUUCUUCAUUUUCUAGUGAUCUUAUAUAAGAAAAAAAAAAUAGCUUAAUUAUUUGAUACCCUUAUUUGAUUAGUCUUCUUUGAUUACUCAUUAUUUGGGAAGAAUUUAGAUUUUCUAGGUACUCUUUUAAAUUUGGUGUUGAAAUCCAUCUAUCGUUUGUCCAAAGAUUAGCUGGGUAUUGGAAAUUGUCGGAGUUAUUAGUUGAUCAAAUUACUCAAUUGCUGAAAAAGAGGUAUUUGUUAAGAAUUAAGGAGAAAUUUUGCAAAAAUUUUGGAACUUUUUUCUAUUGUCCUAGGAUUGGUAAAGUGUUAGGCAAAAAUGGAAAACAUGAGUAGUGUUCUUGCUGGUGAUCAAGAACCAAUGGACUUACCACCCGGAUUCCGAUUUCACCCGACCGACGAGGAGUUGAUCAGUCAUUACUUAGCACCUAAAGUUAUUGACAUCAAUUUCUCAGCUAGAGCUAUUGGAGAGGUUGAUUUGAACAAGUGUGAACCUUGGGACUUACCAAAGCGGGCGAAAAUGGGAGAAAAGGAAUGGUAUUUCUUCUGUGUUAGGGACAGAAAAUACCCAACUGGAUUACGAACAAAUAGGGCUACUGAGGCUGGCUAUUGGAAAGCAACAGGAAAAGACAAGGAAAUUUAUAGGGGAAAAUCUCUUGUUGGUAUGAAGAAAACCUUGGUUUUCUACAAGGGCCGAGCCCCGAAAGGCCAGAAGUCGAAUUGGGUGAUGCAUGAAUAUAGACUUGAGGGCAAAUCAUCUCUUCAAAACCUACCUUCAAAUGCAAAGAAUGAGUGGGUGAUCUGUAGGGUUUUCCAAAAGAGUGCAGCAGGAAAGAAAAUUCCUUUCCCUGGACUAAUACCACCGGACUCGUUUGGGGCCGAGUUUAACCCUUCGAGUAUUCUGCCACCAUUGAUGGAUUCAUCACCUUACAACACUAACUAUGGUGCUCCUCACGUGUCCUGCUUCUCCAAUCCCAUGGAAACUACAGCUCAAACAAGCCAUUAUCAUAACACUAAUCAACAACCCUCCUUUGAUGGGCUAAUAAACAAUAAUCCUUACAAUUCGAUUCCCUCGAAUCCGAGUGAUAAUCUUUAUUUUAGGUUUGGAAGUGGCAAUAAUAAUUCUUAUUACCCUUCUUCUCAACCAGGCCAUUAUUCAGGGAAUUACAUGAUGUCAGAACAACAUAUUCUCAAGGCUAUACUUGAGAACCAUGGAACAGAGAUGAAACAGAGCAUGAAAACAGAGGUGGUAAAUUACAGUGCUUCACAAGAUACUGGUUUAAGCAGUGACAUGAAUGCUGAAAUCUCGUCUGUUGUAUCGAAUUACGACAUGAGUCGGAGGCCAUUCGAUGAUCCUGAUGGACCUUCGACGUCCGGUGGACCUGUAGAUUUGGAUACUCUAUGGAAUUACUGAAGAAAAAAAUUUACAGCAGGAGGUGAUCAUAGAUGAAAUUAGGAGGGAAAAAAUGAAAAAGAAAAAAAAAAGUCUCAAUUUUCUAUUACCUUACUGAAUUAUUAAGGGUUUGUAAUAGUUUGAUGUAUAGAAUUUACUGAAUCCAAUUAAGGAUACAGAUCAAAUAUACAAUAUAUUCUGUAUUAUAAUUAUAUAGUUAGUAGCAUACAAUAUGACAAUUCUUAGUCUUAAUUUCUUUUUUAAUAUCUUGAUUUGGUUGUUAGUCUUCUGGAUGUAAUUUGUUAGAAUUGAUUUAUUGAAGGUUAGUGACAUACUGAUUCACAUUAGUACAGUUUCAGCAGUUUGUUUUUAU
This is a messenger RNA of Chenopodium quinoa (quinoa), 1828 nucleotides long. RefSeq names its product NAC domain-containing protein 100-like. The record is from RefSeq and is a predicted model, not a curated record. Gene Ontology annotation, molecular function: DNA binding. Gene Ontology annotation, biological process: regulation of DNA-templated transcription. The transcript is spliced from 3 exons. The coding region runs from base 382 to 1476 and encodes 364 amino acids. NCBI's taxonomy places the organism in Eukaryota, Viridiplantae, Streptophyta, Magnoliopsida, Caryophyllales, Amaranthaceae.